Molecule: messenger RNA, 852 nt
Organism: Zasmidium cellare ATCC 36951
Lineage: Eukaryota; Fungi; Ascomycota; Dothideomycetes; Mycosphaerellales; Mycosphaerellaceae
Exons: 6
Coding region: 1-852 (283 amino acids)
Source: RefSeq, a predicted model, not a curated record
AUGGGCGACGUUGGCACAGUCUCGGUAGGAGAUCUGAACGAUAGUGUUCCACAGGAGCAGGUUGAUCUUGGACCCGUUGGCAAGGAUGUGUACAUGCUCACUGGGACUGGUGUCGAGAGCAACAGAUUAAACCAACAACAUCAGCUAUUGAAGAAGACUGUCGGCUAUCUACUACACCCCGAAGUACAAGAACAUAUCACGACCAGCUCGAGCAUCGCAGACAUCGGCACGGGCACAGGGAUUGUUGUACUCGACCUUGAGAAAUCACUACCAUCGUCGACACAGCUCCAUGGGAAUGUAUCUUUGAGAGUAUACGAUGCCAAACAACCGCCUUGCAAAGAGUUGAGGAACAAAUACGAUGUGAUCCAUCUUCGAUACCUCAACUCAGGGAUGGGCGAGGAAGAUUGGGAGGUCGUCACACAAAACAUCUUCACCAUGCUCAAACCCGGCGGCUACAUCCAAUGGCUCGAAUCCGACUUCGGCGGCGCCCGCGGGCUACGCGCCAACCCCUUCACCACGGCCCACGUGCACGAAGAAAUCCACCGCAUCAUGCGUCCCCAACUCAAACACUGGUCCUUUGCGCCGCGCGAGCUCGAAGACAUCCUGCUGAACCAAGGGUUCCAGGACGUGCGCCAGGAGGUUCUGAGCACGGAUCGCAUCCCGGAGCUCAGGAGGGCGUGGAGUCUGAUUGAGAUUGGAGCGAUGGAGGGGUUUUUCCCGGGGUUGAGGCAUGGGUUCAGUGAAGGGGAGUGUCGGGAGAAGUUGAAUGCGAUGAAGGAGGAGGCGCAGGGGGAUGUUUAUGUUCGUUGGAAUAUUCAUGUUUGGAUUGGGAGGAAGCCGUUGCCUAACUGA